GCAGAUAGCAGCGUUUGGAUUUUCAGAACGAUACUAACGUGACGCGUCGCGACGUCCGAGGAUCGCCGUCCAUACAGUCCGUAGAAUUGCGCUUUCGUAUUUUAUUUUGUUAUGGUAUUCUUGUACAAUCCAACCAACAGGUCUACCACUCAUGAUUCCCCAUGAGGCCAGUGCUCCAAAUCAGAUGAAAUGUAGAUAACUUCACCGAUCAACGCUCAGAACUACAUUGCUCCAAGUUUAUGCGGUGAAAAUGCUCAAAAAACCGAGAAUGGCCUGUUUCGGUGGAGCAGAGAGUUUCGACCAGUCCACCACGAGACCUUUCUGUCCAUCACCAACGUCCACCCCUGAAGAGUUGGAAAGGAGGGCCAUCAUACAGAGGAACGAUCUUCUGCUGCAUGAGGCGGUCAUCAAAAACGACACCAAGGGGGUCCAGAGGAUCCUCAGGGAGCCGGUAGAUGUCAACAGUAGAAACAACUACGGUAGGGCGCCAAUCCAUUGGGCAUCCUCAAGAGGUAACUUGGACAUUAUGGAGAUGCUCAUGUCUUGCAACUGUGAUAUAGAAGCUAGAGAUAAGUAUGGUAUGAGGCCGCUACUUAUGGCUGCUUGGCAUGGACAUCGUGAUGCUGCUCAACUUCUUAUUAAUACAGGAGCAUGUACUAACGCCAUUAACAAGAAAGGCUACACGAUACUCAUGUGUGCGGCCAGAAAUAACAGAAUAGAGGUCAUAGACUUCCUCUUAGAUAGCCUAGAAGACUUGAAGAUAAACGCUGUGGACAACGAAGGCCAAACUGCUCUGUUUCAUGCCGCCUUGGGCGGGCAUACUAUCGUAGUACAAAGGUUGAUUGAUAGAGGCGCCAUUAUAGACACCAAAAACAAGGAUUCGCAAACGGCUCUUCAUGUGGCUUGUGAAAGAGGUCAUGAGGAAGUGACGAAACUUCUUUUGGCUCACGAGGCGGACAUGGAGACUAAAGAUAUCAACGACAACACUCCACUUCAUAUCGCGGCGCAACACCAACAAACAUCGAUUGUGCAGGUCCUGUUGGAUGCUGGAGCCGACCCAGAUAGUGAAAAUGAGAAAGGAUCCACAGCCCUCCACAUAUCAUCCAGUUUAGGAAGUAGAGGUAUUUUGGAGCUACUCAUCCAGCACUGUGCCAAUAUCAAUAAGCAGAAUAAGGCCGGAAACACCCCCCUCCACUUGGCCUGCCAGGCCAACGAGAUCGACAUCGUCGAAAGCCUCAUCUCCAGAGGGGCGAACCUCAACAGCCUGAACACGAGACUGCAGUCCCCAAUACACAUAGCAGCCGAGAUGGGUCACACAGACAUCUGCAAAUCAUUACUGGCUGCUGGAGCUGACAUCGAGCAACGAGAACAAGGAGGCAGGACCCCCCUCUACAUAGCAGCUCGUGGUAGUUUCACAGCCAUAGUAGACAUGAUCAUCAAGACUGCACGUCUGGAUUACCCGCCACAGGACGACCAGAGUAAUGGUGGUAGUGUUAGAGAACGCCAAGGGAGGAGUAGGAUCAGCAGAUCGAGCAGCAGGAGAAAGUGGUCGGUUAGAGCUUCCAGAGAUGAGACACAGAGGCUGAGGGAAUCUGAACGACUCAGGGAGAUCCUGUACAAGCUGGCUUAUAAGCAGUUGGGACCUGGAGAGUGGAAGAAGUUGGCGCAGCAUUGGGCCUUCACUGACGAUCAGAUCAAGGCAAUCGAGCAUCAGUAUAAUGGUCCUUCGAGUUAUAAAGAGCAUGGUUUCCGUAUGUUGUUGAUCUGGGUGCAUGGUUUAGGACCUGAAGUCAACCCAAUAAAAGAAAUUUAUGAAUCUUUAACAGCCAUCGGUAGAAGGCCAUUAGCUGAUUCUUUAAGGAGAAAAAUUGAUCAAGAAAUCGAAACAAGAAGAAAAGGCAGUAAGAGAAGAUGUUCUAGCUGUUCUAUUUGUUGAAAGCUUCGCAAAUACUCCAAUCUAACUUAAUCUCAAUGGGGUCUCACCAAAUU
Messenger RNA from Coccinella septempunctata (seven-spotted ladybird), 1989 nucleotides. RefSeq names its product ankyrin repeat and death domain-containing protein 1A-like. The record is from RefSeq and is a predicted model, not a curated record. Lineage: Eukaryota; Metazoa; Arthropoda; Insecta; Coleoptera; Coccinellidae. Gene Ontology annotation, molecular function: RNA binding; protein binding; RNA nuclease activity. The transcript has 12 exons. Gene Ontology annotation, biological process: RNA processing; signal transduction. The coding region runs from base 251 to 1936 and encodes 561 amino acids.